GGGUAUGCUUGAUAGAGAGUGAAAGCGGGAGAGAUACUUCAAAAGAAAUUGUCAAAGCCAAUGGCGGAAAAGCUUUGGGAUUAUUCCAGAUCAAUAGCAAAGACUGGUGCAAAUACGGAAGUCCGGGAGGAAAGUGCAACAUGAAAUGUGAAGCUUUGACGGACGAUAACAUACGAGAUGAUUCGGUUUGUGCUCAAAAAAUUCAAGCAGAGUUGGGAUUUAGGGGAUGGGAUGGUUGGAAGAGGAGCUGCUACCGUAGAACCUACACCACAACCAUUGUUAGUGCAUGUAUUCCAGCCAACUAACUCCUGCAAUACUAAUUCCUGGGAGCUCCAUCGUGCCGAUUUGGGAAUUAUGUGAAAUUUUGGUGGUAAUUUUAUCGAAUUGAUGUAGUUUGACCCUUUUUCAUGAACAUGCGAAAGUUUGGUACUUUCAAAAAAUAUUUGAAUUAUCAUUUUUGUAACAUCUGGAAUAAAACUGAUGUCUCAAAAA
This is a messenger RNA of Leptinotarsa decemlineata (Colorado potato beetle), 492 nucleotides long. Its product is annotated as lysozyme. Gene Ontology annotation, molecular function: lysozyme activity. The record is from RefSeq and is a predicted model, not a curated record. NCBI's taxonomy places the organism in Eukaryota, Metazoa, Arthropoda, Insecta, Coleoptera, Chrysomelidae.